GGCGCGUCUGGCAUCCAACACGACCGUAUCGACAUGCCUAGCAAGAAGAAGAAGGUAGUCAAGUUCUCCGAAUUGCUGGAAGGGAAGACUCUCCAAGAGGUCGCAACCGAAACCGCAGGCGGAAACGGUCCUGCAGCUAGCCAGUCCGGGUCAGGCAGACAACCUCCUGCUCCCAGCCCGUCCUUCUUUCCUUUGGCGCGUUACACGUCCAUUGUGGGCGUCCAUACAUCUUUGCUGUCUUUCUCGGCUCUCUUUCUUCCUCGGACGACUUUCCUACCGGGUCUUCGGCCACUUUGGACCGCUCUAGGGGUAGACGUCCGAGCACAAUCACAGACGCGGAGCGCAGAUCGUCCGGAGCACCCGUUCUUCACGUCUCUGACAUCUCACCCUGCGCUUACUCUCCUUUGGCUGUGUGUUGGGGCUGGGAUAUUGCAAGCAUGGUGGGGCGGAUGGAUCAGGCAGUGGGCUCUGGAGUAUAAGGGGGAAGUCGAGAGCGACGAGGAAAAGGUGGACAGAAAGAACCAACGGUGGAACACAGCAACGAUCACUGCGUUAUAUGACGCGUGGGUAGCAACUCUUGCAUGCUCCGCGCUGUUCUUCGUUGUCAUCGUCCUAUUCGGCGCUCCUAUGACGAGUCAUCUUUUACAUACUUUCCUCCUCUCGUUGUUGUUCUCUCUUCUCGCCGCAUUCCCCGCCGCCUAUACAAUUGGCUCUCCUAUACCAUCAAACCCCCAGUCUUUAGUCAAGCGCUUCAACUGGGUUCGACUUUUUGCGGAACUUUCACCACGUAACCCAAUCGAACGUACGCUGGUAUACCCUGCUAUUGGCGCAGCGGUAGGAUGCUGGGCGGCCGUUGUACCGCUCGCCCUGGAUUGGGAUCGCCCGUGGCAGGCGUACCCCCUUCCGCCCGCCUACGGCACACUGCUAGGGUAUGUCGCCGGUAUGCUUGCAGCCUUGUCGGUGAACUCUCUGCACUUUCUGGCCGAGCAGGAUCAGGGCAGGAGGGUGCAAGCCAAGCGAAGCCAAUGACGAUCCUCCUUAGCAUCUCUAGUUCGGUCUAUAGAGUUUCGCUGUUGGCAAAACAUGCUACCGUUAUCGCUGCCUGCCUGGAUCAGUCCUGGCCGUCCGCAUUGGAUUGCAAUGUUUGGAACAAAGACGUCAUGCACUCGGACGACUGUGACCACCACCAGCGCCUCCGACCGCGAAGUGU
Punctularia strigosozonata HHB-11173 SS5 is the source of this 1210-nucleotide messenger RNA. RefSeq lists its product as uncharacterized. The transcript has 5 exons. Gene Ontology annotation, cellular component: endoplasmic reticulum membrane. Bases 34 to 1029 code for a protein of 331 amino acids. The record is from RefSeq and is a predicted model, not a curated record. Lineage: Eukaryota; Fungi; Basidiomycota; Agaricomycetes; Corticiales; Punctulariaceae. Gene Ontology annotation, biological process: GPI anchor biosynthetic process.